AUGGGCCUUUUUGAUCGCCGUGAUCCCAACGGCGAACAAUCAGCCUUGCCUUUUCAUAAUGGUCCGAAACGAGCGCCUAGUGAGCAUCAGCUUAGCACGCUGAAUCCUCGACCCGAUGACGCCUCAUCAGCGAAUGGGGGGUUACCUAAGGCUUGGCAGGAUCAGGGCGAGGAACCUUCAACAUCUCACCGGUUAUCACCAAACUCGUCGCGCGGCAACGCUAGUAUGGCCAUGUCAUCGUUCAAUAUGAAGCCGCAGCCCAUGUUUGCUGGUCCACCACCGCCGAUAUCAGCGUCGAUGCUGAUAAUGAAGGACCCAAUCCGGGUAGACCCUGCGGCUGGUCGUUCAGUCCGCUACAGAAAUACUCCGCACACUCUCCUCGGAGGGAGUCCCACUGAAGCUAAUAGCCUACUCCUUGAGCAUAGGCGUCAAGAAAUUGAACAAAACUCUGAUUCGGUCUGGCGAGGUUUCGUUAGCCAAGAGAAGGCCCAAGAGAAAGAAGUCCAAGUAUUGCUUGAUCAACAGGCUGUCGCCUUAGUAGCCGGGUCUGGCAUCGAGAAUGAUGCCUCUAGCACAGGCAGUAGCACCCCUACUGGUUCAUUUUUCUCGGCCCCGGGCUACCAACAAAGAGCCGCCCUCUCUCUUUACAUUCCGCCAAGGACAACUCGCGAUGGCAACGUGGUUCCGACCCGACAACCGGCAAACGACCGGCCUCAGGGGUUGAAAGCCACCAGAGAAAGUAUGCGAAAGCUGAUAGCGUCCAUGACGAGUCUCAAGCAUGACCAGAGUGCUUAUAUAGACGAGGCCUUGGAUAAACGAAUAAAAGCUCUAAAGCAUCUAAAGAAGCUCAGUAUCAAAAGAGCCAGAUUGGAAGCAGAAAUAAAAAGCUUGGCGGACAAUAGCGAUGAACCGCUGGCGAGGGAGUUCACGGUAAUUGACACGGAGCAUCAUGUCUUGGGCGAAGAAAUUCAGCUUCUCGAGGCGAAGCUAUCACGCAUGCGAACCAGACACCGCCUUCUGAAGGAGAGGAUGGAUGACAUCAGGAAUAAACGAGAGGCAGGACUGAGUGGGUACUACGGCGCUCUAAACGAGCUGACUGCUGAAGCGGUAGCAUACAUACGGCAUCCUACGAUUCAGCCACUGGAUCCGGAUUUCUUGAGCGGAAGCCAAGCUGAAGGAGGCCCAACUACUUCAGGAGGCGCAGAGUUCAUGCAACUCAUUCCCGAGAGACGAACACCGCAGUUGGCAGCUUCAUGGUGGACAGCAGAGAUCGAGAUAUUGGAACGCCGCAAAGAUUACACGGAAAGAUACUGUCAAGCGCUGGAAGAAGGGGGUCAAGUGUGGGAUAAAGUCACGCAGCUGGUUUCGAAAUUCGAAUCGGAUUUUCGACAAGCCACUAAGAGCGGUACGGGAACUCCUUCGGUCAAAGGGAAAGAAAAGGCGCCAUCUGUGGAAGGUGUUAUAUCGGAUCAACUCUUGCGGAUGGAACAAGUCCUGGGGGAAUUGAAGGAAUAUAUGCGACAGUCUGAACAACAAAACUGGACUCUUUUGAUAUGUGCUAUUGGCGCAGAACUGGAGGCUUUUGAAAACGGGUAUAAAGCCCUCAAAAGCAUGGCCAAUCCUCCGAAGCAGCCACCACCUCCCAGUGACGACGAGGAUGCAUCUACAGACGUAGACGAACCAAGUGGCCCGUCUAGGCAGCAAGAUAACCACCCGGUAGACGAAGAAAGCGACAAUGAAGUGCCUCCAGAUCUAUUUGGUGGGCCUCAGCCUGACCACCACGAAGAUGGAGACGACAAGCAUAUUUCUGCCGACAACACUGAUGGAGGGACGCUGCGUAGGUACGACAGCGAGAAUGAAGUGCCGCCUGAAUUUCUGGUAGAACACGUAUAG
Molecule: messenger RNA, 1893 nt
Organism: Trichoderma gamsii
Lineage: Eukaryota; Fungi; Ascomycota; Sordariomycetes; Hypocreales; Hypocreaceae
Exons: 1
Coding region: 1-1893 (630 amino acids)
Source: RefSeq, a predicted model, not a curated record